Molecule: messenger RNA, 4302 nt
Organism: Knipowitschia caucasica
Lineage: Eukaryota; Metazoa; Chordata; Actinopteri; Gobiiformes; Gobiidae
Source: the annotation of a GenBank genome assembly
AUGAAAACAGCGCGACCGAGGCUCUGCCAGAAGAGGGCGCUCCAGAGAGUGUUGUUUCCAGCUCAGGAAAAUCACUCACUGGAGGCUGAAGCCCGAUUUGACUCAUCAAAGCGAGACAACAAGCCUCUGGUGCGAGGGGCAUCCUCCAGCCAACAGAGCCUGUCCCUGUCCCAGUCUUUGCUGCCAGACAUCCCAGUGCAGUGUGGUGUGGAGGCCAGAGGGUCUCCUGGGGACCCCCUGUCAGACAGAGAGGAGCUGGAGUUUCCUCACGACUUACUGCCCAGCCUUGACUUCAGCAGCGAACUCAACAUCUGGGAGUCAUCACUCGGAAAGCAGAAUAGAGCAGGCCAGACACAGAGGCCAUGUGAGCAGGUGACCCCUCUGCUGGUGGGUCUGCAGCAUCACAUGGAGGCUGUUGAUACGAGGCCAGACCACAGCGCCCCAGAGUUCCUCACAGAUGCCUCGACUGCUGCUGCCCCAAAUCCACCCAUACACACAGCCACACCCUCCUCUGAGAUAGACAGAGAGCUUCAAGAUGCAUUCCAGGAAUGUGAAGAGCAAAUGGCUUCAUUAGAAAAUAAAGCCCCGGCUGACGUGUAUCAAGCGGACACAAUGAACUGGAUCACAGCUCUAAGAGAGGCAGCCAUGCAGUCUGAACAAGAGAGCACAGUGGAGACAGCAAGACCCCUCCCAUCUCUGGAUUCUCCUCUGCAGGACUUUCAUACUCCAACUGAAGACACAUCUGGUCCAAAAUCACAAGAGAAGACCCCACCAGCGCCUGCAGAGAAAGAUAAAUCACAAAUAUUACCUCUGGAGAAAUCAGUUGUGGAGGUUGAACCAAUCAAGAAAGAGGAAACUCUUAAAGCACUAGUGUCAAAAGAACCGCUGUUGCCUAUAGAACAAGUGACAGCUGAAGAUCUGCCAAAGGUUGACAUCCCAAAAGUCAAAAGUGAAGAAGUCCAGAUCCAACCAGAUCCCGUAGUCGAGGCCACAACCGCACGCACAGAGCAGAAGCCAGAGGGGUCUUUGGAAAAACAUUUGGACAGCCAAUCCCUGAAGCGCCCAGUGGGUCCUGCUGAGCUGCAGAACAGUGGGCCGUUUCAAAUCAGUGCUUCUUCCCCUGCUCCUGCACCUGCACGUGCUCCUCCCGCUUGCGCAGACUUCCCCACUCCUCCCCCCACACUCCCGAAGACACACUCACCUGAAGCUCCUCCUGCAUCACCUCAAUCUUCUCCACCUCCUCCUGACCCUGAACCCAUCCCCGAAUGCACAGCUCCAUCUGCUGCACCCCACCACCCAAACUUAAGAAGCUCGGAUUCAGAUGGUGCCUUUGAGACCCCUGAAUCGACCACUCCAGUGAAGGCGUUGUCUCCUGCAGAAACUCCAAACCAGCAACCUGGAACUGGUGAGCAAGUAAGGGACUCUUCCAUCAAUAACUCUGUCUCUGACUUGCCUUUUGAACGCUCCUGCAACUCCCCCUCUUUUGAUGAGGAUAGACCCAUUGCAGCCAGUGGGUCCUAUAACCUUGACUCCAAUCUGACCCGCUCCCUCAGUCUGCAGGCAGGAGAACUAGACCACCCAGACGGCCAUUUUGGAUCUCCAGGGUUCCGACCACAUUCUGAAUCUUUCUCUGUUGGAAGUGGGAGCGCCCCAGGAACUCUCCAUCGGCCUAAAAAGAUAGUCAGAGGUGGUUCGCUAAAAAAGAAGCCUAUUUUACGUCAAAACUCUAAUCCGGAAAGCGCAAAAUCUGCGUCAUCUAGCAGCACACCUGAGAUUUUAAAAAGAGCAAAACCACGUACGGCCAGUCCCUUGCAACCUCAAGAAGAAGGGGAGACUAUUUCUGCCACUCCAAGUCCUGGCGGGACACUGAGGCGGACCAGGAAGAACCGCGUUGUGACCCCGCCUCCUUUCGCUGAAGAGGCAGGGGCAGCUUUGCCCUUGUGCAAAGAGGAGCCUCCAGUCUCAAAAAGUCCAAACCCCAACGAAGAGUCCCCCAUCCCGCCCAGUGGUGCCUACAAAUGGGACCCAGAUAAUAUUGAGAAUAUCAAUCCCUUCAAAACAGGGGGGAGUAAAAUUGCCAAUUCUCCUGUGCUUGGACGUAAAGAUAUUUGUAGCGUGGAACCAAUACCCUCAGAAAGUCCUUCUGUAGACCCGCUUCCUGACACAGAUCUGUCUAAAGAGCCUAUUUCAAACCCUGACGAGCAGGCGAUCUUGCCAAACCGUCAAGGCGUAAGGCUGGAGUUUGAUUACUCAGAAGAGAGCGGUGAGGCGGCCCAGCAGGCGACCCCUCCACCCAAAAAGCUGGGCAAAAAGCCUGGUGCCAAAAUGCCUCUACGGAGACCAAAGCUUGGACUGAAAAAAGCUACUCCGACACAUCCUGAGAAGUUGGACAACAAUCUUUCAACCAAUGGGAAUGACGAAGAAAUCCCAGUGCCCAAAGUUUCCUACAACUUUGAUGAAAAGUGGGACGAUCCUAAUUUUAAUCCGUUUACCUCUAAAAAAGGCAUUGGCAACUCCCCCAAAUUAUCCCGGCCCAGUCACAGUUUUGACCCCAAUAACUUUGACGACUCCAUAGACUCCUCAAAUAAAAUCAUCAACUCGCCUCCAAAGGCCUCUGCAUCGUUCGAACUGUCGGAAAAUGACAAUGAUGUUGAGAAUGACAAUGACAAUAUUGGGGAAUUACAAGACCAAAAUCAGAAUAAACCUGCCAAGAAGAAGAAAACUCCCAUUAAAUCUAACACUUUCAGAGUCAAGAGGUCUCCAAAGAAAUCACCAGUGUCAGAACUGGCUCAGGACUCCACAGAAGAGCCCACCUCAAAUCACGCACAAGACGACCACGCCACAGACGAAGAGAAGCUGGCCUCCUCCUCAGGACACAAGUGGAGCGCGCUGCAGGGAGUAGACGCAGAUCUAAAGUCCGAAAAGCAGGACUUCCCUCAGCCCUGCGACCUCACCUCUUUUGUGAACGAGAGCAACCUUCCCCGAGAAACGACAGGUGCUGAGUAUGAGAUUGAAUACAUGGAGAAGAUUGGCACUUCUUCACCUCCUCUGUCUGUGAAGAAGCCCUCUUUGUACUUGAAGUUGGACUCCGUUUCUGACAGCCUUAACACUACACAUGGGUCAGAGCCAAACUCGCCUUGCACUGGGAGUUUUGAGGAGAUGGAGGCACAGAUCUCAGCGGACAUGAAGACCCCGGCCCUGAGCUCACGGCCGGGUCCAGAGGGCUGCGCUGGAGACAAGGGCCGCAAGAGAGAGAGCGAAGCAGACGUCAGGAGCAUCGAGCGAGAGGAGCAGCCCGUGGGCCUUGCUCCUGGCCCUGCUCCUGUCCCGGCUCCUGCCCCUUUAGAACAGCUGUCCGAGUGUGGCGACCCGCUGCCGUAUCUGGAGCCUGACCUGGCAGAGACCAACCCCACAGCAUUCGCCCAAAAGCUACAGGAGGAGCUGGUGCUUGCUGCCCUGAGGAUAGAGGCUCUGCAGGUAGCCAAAAACAUCUCUCAGUGCCCCUCCCUCUCCACUGUAACCCCCCAGUCCUGCCCCAAGAAACCCAGCACUCGUCGAUGGAAUAUCAAUGGGUCGCCUCUUAUAAAACGAAAGGAAACGGCUCCAAAUGACGGUUCAGUGUCUAAGAAUUCCCUGUACACCCGGACUACCAGCAGCUACAUUGAGGGAGAGAGCCCCCAUCUCCCCAGCGACAUGGACCACUCGCUGGGAAUUGCACGGGAGGAGAUUGUGGCAAAAGAGAAGGAAGUCCUGGAGUGGCAGAAGAAAUAUGAAGAGAGCCGAGGGGAAGUGGUGGAGAUGAGGCGAAUUGUUGCAGAAUAUGAGAAGACGAUUGCACAGAUGAUCGAGGACGACCAAAAGGAGAAGUCCCUGUCCCACCACACCAUCCAGCAGCUCAUCCUGGAGAAAGACCAAGCGCUCGCCGACCUCAACUCGGUGGAAAAAUCUCUGGCCGAUCUUUUCCGACGCUACGAGAAAAUGAAAGACGUGCUGGAGGGCUUUCGCAAGAAUGAAGAGGUUUUGAAAAAGUGCGCACAAGAGUAUUUGUCGAGGGUGCGGAAAGAGGAGCAGCGUUAUCAAGCCCUAAAGAUCCAUGCGGAGGAGAAACUAGACAAGGCGAAUGCGGAGAUAGCUCAAGUGAGAGUCAAAUCCAAACAGGAGCAGGCGGCGUACCAGGCCACUCUACGCAAAGAGCAGAUGAAGGUGGACUCGCUGGAGCGCACGCUGGAGCAGAAGAACAAAGAGAUUGAGGAGUUGACAAAGAUCUGUGACGAGCUCAUCGCCAAAAUGGGGAAGAGUUAA